AUGGCUCUCCUGCUCCCUCUAUUGGUCGCCAUGGUGGUGUGCAGCUAUGGCUCUGUUAGCUCUCUGGGCUGUGACCUGCCCCACAACUCUGUCAUGCUUACCAGAAGGACCUUAGACCUCCUGGACCAAAUGAGGAGGGUCUCCCCUUUCCUGUGUCUGAAGGACAGAAGGGACUUCCGACUCCCCCGGAAGAUGGUGGAUGGUGUCCAGUUGCAGAAGGCCCAGGCCAUGUCUGUCUCCCAGCUGGUGCUCCAGCAGACCCUCCAGCUCUUCUCCACAGACCACGCCUCUGCUGCCUGGGAUGAGACCCUCCUGCUCCAGCUCCGCAGUGAGCUGCUUCAGCACGUGGAGGCCCUGCAGCCAUGUUUAGUGCAGGCGACGGGAGGGGACAGUUCUGCUGAGGACCCAAGCCUGGCCUUGAGGAGAUACUUCAGGAGAAUUCAUCUCUACCUGAAAGAGAAGAAGUACAGCGACUGUGCCUGGGAAAUCGUCAGAUCAGAAAUCAUGAGAGCCUUCUCCUGA
Molecule: messenger RNA, 522 nt
Organism: Jaculus jaculus (lesser Egyptian jerboa)
Lineage: Eukaryota; Metazoa; Chordata; Mammalia; Rodentia; Dipodidae
Product: interferon omega-1-like
Exons: 1
Coding region: 1-522 (173 amino acids)
Biological process (GO): defense response; T cell activation involved in immune response; adaptive immune response
Cellular component (GO): extracellular region
Molecular function (GO): cytokine activity; type I interferon receptor binding
Source: RefSeq, a predicted model, not a curated record